CAACCUGGCCGGCAACAACCUCACAGGCUCCAUUCCCCCCGCUAUGAGCCUCCUCAAUAAGCUUAGUGUCAUCGAUCUCUCCUACAACCUCCUCUCAGGCCCCAUCCCUGCUGCAGUCCUCAGCGCCCUUCCGAACCUCUCUUCCAUCAACUUGGGCAACAACCAGCUCACGGGGCCCUUUCCUCCGUCACUUGCCAACCAUACGAGUGUCACUUACAUCGGCUUGCAGAACAACCACCUCUCCGGCUCGCUGCCUGCCUCCCUCUCCUCGUUACCCUCCCUCGUCUACCUGUUGUUAGGAACCAACAACAUCACGGGCUCCCUGCCGGACAGCAUUGGAAGCCUCUCGCUUCUCAGCAACCUCGACAUGGGUUACAACCAGCUCUCAGGCCCCUUCCCCUCAGCCAUUGUCAACCUCUCUCGCCUGCGCACGCUGCGCCUGGGGAGGAAUCACAUAGAGGGCAGCCUGCCAUCCAACCUGCACCGCAUGGCCAGCCUUGAGUACCUGUACCUAGCUCAGAACAACCUCUCUGGGUCCAUCCCUGCAGCAAUCGCCAAUCUCACUGCCCUUUCCUUCCUGGGCUUGGGAGGCAAUCAGCUCUCAGGGCGCAUCCCUCCAGCCAUCACCCGUCUCACCAACUUAUCCGUCCUUGACCUGUCAUACAACAGCCUCAUGGGUCCCAUUCCUGACACCAUAGGCGCUCUCUCCUCGCUCACCAGCCUGAAUGUGAGGCGCAACAACCUCACCGGGUCCAUUCCCAGCUCCCUCGGCACCCUUGCCAAAGCCAUUCUCAUAGACGUGAGUUCCAAUGAGCUUUCGGGGUCCAUUCCUGACUCCAUCACCACCCUCCUCAGCCUCGUGUACAUCGCCAUGGGUCACAACAACCUCACGGGCUCUCUGCCAGCUGGCGUGGGUCGCCUCACCACUCUCAGCCUGCUGGACUUGAGUUACAGCAGCCUGCAGGGGUCGCUCCCUGCAUCGCUUGGCAACCUCACUCUGCUCACAGGCCUCCAAGUGGACAACACAGGGCUGCAGUGCGCCACAGGGGGGUGGUGCGAGCUGAGUCAGCAGACCACGUCGGCAUUCUGCCAGCACUGCUCCUUCUUCUGCUCCAACUGCUCCGUGCAGCCAGCUGAUGUGUGCGCAUCCUUUCAGUUCAACCCCUGUGGAGGGGGUGCCUGUGUCUCCCUCCCCAACGGCACCUACACCUGCCAAUGCCCUCUGGGCAGCACCAUCGGAAACAACGGCACCAUUGCUCCCACUUGCGUCCCUUGUCCCACAUGCCUCAACUCUCCAAGCCCAUCGCCCACCAGCCC
This is a messenger RNA of Closterium sp. Naga37s-1, 1317 nucleotides long. NCBI's taxonomy places the organism in Eukaryota, Viridiplantae, Streptophyta, Zygnematophyceae, Desmidiales, Closteriaceae. The record is from the annotation of a GenBank genome assembly.